GGACAUCUGAGACCUGAACGUUUCACUUGUUGCUUCCCACCUCUCUCUUUCACUGACAAGGGAUUCCAGGAGGGCAAUGGAGCGGUCCACCUUGGCCUGCACAUUCUUCAAGUCUGUCUGUAGGGCCUUCGCUUGUGAGCUAUAAAGCAAAACAAAAAUAAGCAUAAAAAAAAUGCAGAGAUCAAAAGAUGGAUCGGACAACAAACAGAUCAGACAUGACAACUGAGUGGAGACUUGCAAUAAAGAGAUCUGGGUACGGGACAACCCCAGUCGCCCCUCAAGGUACCUGAAGGGGUCUGCUCAGAGCUCUGAGCGGGCCGUCAUGCAUAUGGACUUCCCCGACAGGCCUCAACGAAAUUAUAGGAAGAGGGCGCACCCUGAUGAUGUUGAGGCUGAGAAUGUCCCUCCUUCACCAAAGCGGAUUGCUCCCUGCCCCAACGUCCCAUUCGAAGUGUGGCAGAGGAGGAGCCUCAAUGCCAGACCACCAGGGGGGCACUAUUCGAAAGCCCAAGGCAGCAAGUACGGCAUGAAGCUGAUUGAAAAAUCAGGAUUAGUCCUACAACAGUCACUAGUUCCAAACCACGUUCGGGCUGACCUCCCACAUCCCCAGACAGUGUUGUAUUCCCCUGAUAAAAUUUCAAUGAUAUGGGGAACGGGAGGCACAGGUGUUGGCCUGAAGAACGGUGGCAACACAUGCUACCUGAAUUCAGUUCUGCAGGUUCUAUUUCAUAUACCAGCUGUAGUGCAGAUGCUUGAAGAGGAACUUCAACCCCAUUGCCUAUGCACAUUAUGCCUGUUAUGUGUCAUAAGAAGCCAACUACAAAACAGUGGUAGCACAGUCGAGCCACAUGGGCUCAUUGACCAAAUUGACAAUAUAUUUGGGCGUGCAGUGAAAGGAAAACAAGAGGACCCUCACGAAUUCCUCAGGCGGCUGGGCGAGAAAAUUGAAAUAGACUUCCUGCAACAUCGUGGCCUCAGAUCCUCUGAUUUGGAUCAGGCCUCUGCUGAGACCACCGCAUGGCAUCAGAUAUUUGGUGGCUAUAUGAAAUAUACUGUGACGUGUAGUAAAUGUAAAUCUGAUUCCGAAACGGUGCAGCAUUUCCAAGACUUGAGAGUUCCGGUAGUACAGUUUAAAACACUCCAAGGAGCAGUGAACAGCCUCUUCAAAGCAGAAAUUUUAGAGGAUUACAUGUGUUCCUGUAAUAAUAAAAAGAAAAGAACGUGUAAACAGACUAUAUCAAUAGAAAAAGCACCAAUAGUUUUGACCAUACAACUAAAAAGAUUUGAUAAUGAAGGAAAUAAAGUUCUUACUGAAGUUUCCAUACCUAAGCAGCUUGAGUUACAUUCCAAAUUUCCGUACAGGCUAUCAGGCAUAGUCCAUCACCUCGGGGAAAAUAUUAACACAGGGCACUACAAAGCAGUCGUGAAGUGUUCAACUCUUGGUUUCUUCAGUUUCGAUGAUCAAAAUGUUGAAAGAGUAACAUGGAAAAGUGCUUCUACAGUCCCUUCACCUUACCUUAUAUUUUAUAUCUUAGACCAAAAGUAGUGAAACACAUUGAAUAUGUAUCUUAGGUUUCUUUUCAAAACUCUUGUUUAAUAUCAGAGUAUUUUAUGUAUUAUUAGGAAUAAUAACCCAAAGGACAUGUAUAUUAAUUACAGUUUUGUCUGUGAUACUAAUGAUAACUUGAUCUUGCAGCAGUACAUAUUAUAUCAAAAUAAAGUUUUAACUGUGAUACA
This is a messenger RNA of Thrips palmi, 1737 nucleotides long. Its product is annotated as ubiquitin carboxyl-terminal hydrolase 36-like. The record is from RefSeq and is a predicted model, not a curated record. Gene Ontology annotation, molecular function: cysteine-type deubiquitinase activity; cysteine-type endopeptidase activity. The transcript is spliced from 9 exons. Bases 323 to 1546 code for a protein of 407 amino acids. Gene Ontology annotation, biological process: regulation of apoptotic process; protein deubiquitination. Lineage: Eukaryota; Metazoa; Arthropoda; Insecta; Thysanoptera; Thripidae. Gene Ontology annotation, cellular component: cytosol; nucleus.